GGCCAACUCUGUUGAAGAACUGGACUUAUCUAGCAGUAACACACCCAGGUUACAUGGCGUUCCUCACUUACGACGAGGUGAAGGCGCGGCUGCAGGCAUAUGUCAACAAACCGGGCAGCUACAUUUUCCGGCUCAGUUGCACCCGGUUGGGCCAGUGGGCGAUCGGCUACGUGACGGCAGAUAGAAGCAUCUUGCAAACCAUCCCACAGAACAAGUCCCUGUUCCAGGCCUUGGUGGAUGGACACAAGGAAGGCUUCUACCUGUAUCCGGAUGGGAAAAACGUGAAUCCGGAUCUGGCAGAAUUGAUGGAAGGCUCUGCUCGAAACCGAAUUCAGGUCUCCCAGGAACAGUUCGAGCUCUACAGCCAGGUGGAAUCCACCUUCCAGCUUUGCAAAAUCUGCGCCGAGAACAAUAAGGAUGUUCAGAUCCGGCCGUGCGGUCAUCUUCUCUGCCGGGAAUGCCUUAAGUCAUGGCAGCUUUCAAAAUCCCCCACCUGCCCCUUCUGUCGCCAGACGAUCUGGGGCCAUGAAGAUGUCGAAGUCAGCCCCUACAGCUCCAAGGAGGGCAGCCCUACAACCAAGGACGAGAGCGACGAAGGGGACCUGGAGGAUGUGGACAUGGUGUUGCAACAGCUGAUGCUCAUGCGCCAGACCCAGGGGAGAGAGGCUCCCGUUUCAUCUCCCAAUCUGGACCCUGUGUUGCAAACCCCUCCAGUACCCCCAAGAUUAGAUCUCCUGCCGCAGAGACCCCCGGCUCUUCCUCUUCCAGACUAUCAAACCGUCUCUUCUUCGGCCCACUGGAUCAGGGAUCGCCCCUUGCCAAGCCUUCCUCAAGAACACUCUCCGUCCGUCACUGCAUGGAACACCUCCGCAGCUUCUCCAUUUGAGGAGAAGGGACAGGAAUCCCAGCGAUGAGUUGCUUGCAGGCAAUCCGGGAGCAGGGUCGUAUCUGAUCUGCGCUGUCCGAUUGGUGGAAUCGAGUCUGGGAGAGCCAGCUAACGGUGUCCUUCCACACGGCCAAAUGAAGGAGAAGUUGGUUUACUCACAGUUCUGAUGUUUCACCCAGCUUGACUUCCGACAGAAGGAAAUCAGCCGAGCAAAAUCUAAUGCUUUUGGAAGGAUGAUCUGGAUGUUUUUAGGAAUGUUUUACAAAACAUGUGCCUUUUCCUGGAUGAACUACCAUGAUUCUAUUAUUCUAUCCGGAACUUCGCAAGCAUUGCUAUCACUAAACAUCUAAAGAAUCACAUUUCCCUGUUUUGGGAAAAAGAGGAUAUAUCGGACAGUAACUACAUCAUCACCGUUCGUGCCUUAUAACAAUAGUUCUCGACCCUUUUUUCACCACGAAACCCCUUCAAAUAUCUUUUGUGGCCACGGACCAUGGCCACGGACCCUCAAGACUUAAGAUUUAAAUCAUAAUAUUUCUUCAAGCCCUGUGACGACAUCGUAUGCCGUGGUGGUGCAGUGGUUACGCAUUGCAGGCUAACUCUGCCGAUCGCCAGCAGUUCGAUCCUGACUGGCUCAAGGUUAACUCAGCCGUCCAUCCUUCCGAAGUCGCUAAAAUGAGGACCCAGGUUGUUGGAGGCAAUGUGAUGAUGCUAUAAACUGCUUAUGAAGUGAUAUAUAAAUCUAUUGCUCUUCCCUUCUCCUUCCUUCCUCCCUCCCUUCCUUCCUUCCUCCCUCCCUCCCUCCCAUUAUUCCAUGGUGCACAGUGGUUAGAAUGCAGCAUUGCAGGCUAAUUCUGCCAUCUGCCAGCAGUUUGAUCCUGACCGGUUCAAGGUCGACUCAGCCUUCUGUCCUUCCGAGGUGGGUAAAAUGAGGACCCAGAUUGCUGGGGGUAAUAUGCUGACUCUGUAAACUGCUUAAAGAGGGCUGUAAAGCACUGUGAAGCGGUAUAUAAGUCUAGGGGCUAUUGCUAUUGUCCCGCAGGGCUCUGCAGAUCACAGAUUGAGGAAACAUCGCAUUACAGCGUAGUCACCUUAUUCAUUUUGGAAAGAGGGUUGACUUUUCUAAUUUAUUUCUCUCUAGGAAGAUGUACACUUCUUUUUCAGCAGGAGAAGCAUCAGCGUUUUCUGUUCAAAACCUUAAAUCCAGAGGAGAAAGCAGGACUUUUAGAAUUAAACUUAUAAGUUGA
Molecule: messenger RNA, 2130 nt
Organism: Pantherophis guttatus
Lineage: Eukaryota; Metazoa; Chordata; Lepidosauria; Squamata; Colubridae
Source: RefSeq, a predicted model, not a curated record